AUGAAUCCACCUACACCGCAAUACAUAUUCCGUGGCCACCAAGCAGCAAUAAACACAUUGUGUUAUUUUGGAGAUGACCAGUUUAUUGCAUCAGGAGAUGGAGAUGGAAUUAUUAUAGUGUGGAAAAUGAAAACCCGCCGUCCAGUAUUGAAGUGGAAGGCUCAUGAAGAGAGUUGCCUGUGUGUAAAGGUGUAUAAGGAUCGACUGGUGAGCCAAGGGAGAGAUGAUAAGAUUCAAGUGUGGCAGCUACCUGACCUGGAAGAAAUAGCAGUAGUGGUUUCUGUAUCUGAUGCUCAGAAUCUCAAGCCACCAACCUUGGUAUUUCAUAUUCCUUAUGAUUCACUUAAUUUCUGCAAGUUCUCUCUGUGCAUCAUUCCAGACAGUGUUCUUCUGGCAUUUCCUUCAAAUGGAGACACACCUCUCGUGGAUAUUUAUGAUCUCACCCUUAGGAAAUGGGCUAUCAGAACCAUUGGACUCGGUACCACUGCUGGUCUUUCAAAAAAGGGCCUGUGCAUGGCAGUUGAACUAGUUGAAAAAGAGGAAAAGAUAUGGUUACUGGUUGGAUACGAAGAUGGUUCUGUAAGCAUGUGGUUUUGUGAUGUGAUACAGCGUGUGGCCAGUUUGGUAUGGGAUGUACAGAAACACAAGCAGCCUGUAUUGAGUAUGGCAGUGGACCGAUCAAAUACCUGGGUUGUCUCGACAUCAGCUGACAACCAGAUUAUCAAAUACUCUAUUCAAUCGGGUGAUGUUUUAAAUCAAAUAGCCUUGAAGAAGUCCGGUAUUGCGGCUGUGGCCGUGCGUCCGGACAACAAGAUCUUUGCCACUGCCGGUCAUGACGGAAAGAUCAGGGUCUUUUCUUGUUCAAGUCUGCGUCCACUUGCAAUUCUGACCUACCAUCGUGAAAGUGCUUAUUGUGUGGCAUUUGGUACACAAUCUGACUGCAAUUGGCUCAUCUCUGGUGGUAAAGAUGCGCGUAUCAGUUUGUGGGCAAUUUACUGA
Molecule: messenger RNA, 999 nt
Organism: Phycomyces blakesleeanus NRRL 1555(-)
Lineage: Eukaryota; Fungi; Mucoromycota; Mucoromycetes; Mucorales; Phycomycetaceae
Exons: 7
Coding region: 1-999 (332 amino acids)
Molecular function (GO): protein binding
Source: RefSeq, a predicted model, not a curated record